CGAAAAUUUUAUCAGUAAAGGUGUGUUAGCUGUGUUUUAGGUUUUGCUUUUCCUUAUUUAGAUAGACAAGAUGAAGGUCUUAUUUGCUGCUGUGUUAUGUGCCGUGGUGUUUAGUGUUUACGCAGACGAUUGCCCGGCUGGUUUAUGCAGCAGUUCCGAAACAUGCUGUGCAGGCCCAAUGCCUGGUGUAUUCGGCUGCUGCCCUGAACCUAAUGCUGUCUGUUGCUCAGAUGGGUUGCACUGCUGCCCUGCAAAUACAGUUUGUAACCUCGAUAAAAAGCAGUGCGACAACAAAACAAACAAUUUCCUUUCUCUCCUAUCCAAGAAAGAGAAACAACGUCCAAUGUUAAAAGCGAAAGCUGCUGAAGUUCAGCAAGCAGAUAAAGUGGAAAUCAUUUAUUGCCCAGGUGGACUGUACUACUGUCCAGAUGGUAACACUUGCUGCCUCUUACCUUCUGGUCAAUAUGGCUGCUGUCCAUAUCCAUCAGCUAUGUGCUGCAGUGACAAAAUACACUGCUGUCCAUACGGCACCCACUGCGAUGCAACCUCACAAUACUGUCUUUCAAGUGAAGGCAAAUUCAAAGCAUUGUUUAAAAGAAGAGCUUUUCCAAUGAAGUAGUGAAAAGUAGUAAUAAACCUGCCAUCUAAAAUAACUUCCACCUAAAAGUAAACAGAGUUAUUGUUAUUUGAAUUAUUUUCUCCAAUUUCUGCUUUUGUUGCUCAAUAAAAUAUACCGUUUAUUACCUUA
Messenger RNA from Stegodyphus dumicola, 748 nucleotides. RefSeq names its product progranulin. Gene Ontology annotation, cellular component: extracellular region. Lineage: Eukaryota; Metazoa; Arthropoda; Arachnida; Araneae; Eresidae. The record is from RefSeq and is a predicted model, not a curated record.